Pocillopora verrucosa is the source of this 1821-nucleotide messenger RNA. RefSeq lists its product as uncharacterized. The record is from RefSeq and is a predicted model, not a curated record. NCBI's taxonomy places the organism in Eukaryota, Metazoa, Cnidaria, Anthozoa, Scleractinia, Pocilloporidae.
GUGACAGAGAUGGUUUUCUCUGUCGUACUCGAAGUGAAAGGCUAAUCGUGUUUUACGAAGCAGAAUUUUGUAUUCACCGCUCUAAUGGGAUUUGCUUUCAGUUUCCUGACAAGCUCUGUCCGAAGUCGGACUAGCGAGUUAGCGCCAAAAGUAAACGCUUUAAGCAACGACGAAAACGUCGAUACGCAACAAAAUGAAGGUGAGAACUGCACCCGUACUCAAGGUAGCGUUUGUUUCAGCGAUUCAGAGAUCAACAGCGCAGAUCAAAACCGAAAACAAGUUGUAAAAGGAAAACCUAGGAGCGAGUCUGUUAACGGCGCAACAACUUACAACAUACAAGUACAAUUUUGCGAUAACGUCAUUGUCGGUGAUGACAACAACAUCGACGUCGUGAUAUCAGGAAAACAUAUGGGGAGUAUAUCAGAGGUCGAUGCUCCCCCAGUGGAUAUGGAAAACCGAACAACAGCACCGGUGGACGUGCAUACCCAGAUUUCGCCAGCAACUUCAGUUACGUACAACAUCUCAGUACUCGCAAACAAUGCGAUUGUUGGGGAAAGCAACGAAAUUAAAGUGUCGUCUAGCAGCGUUCCAGUGCCCAAUUGCGACUUCCGUCUGGGUUAUAGUAAAUUUGAGGGCGCAAUGGGCUCUGAUGAAACCAGUGCUGAAACAAGUAUGGAUAGGCAGGUAUAUUCGACGCCAUGUCGGUUGCCAUCGCCGGGAGUUGAACCCCAACUUACAAAAGUGUUUGAACAAAUGAAACAAAUAGUUGAUGAACUGUAUCCACUUCGGGAUAGAGGGAAAUGGAAAGAAUUCGAUCAGGCUUGGAGUCUAUUCAAGUCAGAAUAUGAAGGUCAGCCAGUAAUUAAAUGUUUUCUCGCGCUCGAAAGAUCUGUGAGGCUAACUUACCAAAAAAGAUUACAGGAAGGAAGAAAAAUGGCGGAAAAUACUUUACGUAUUGUAAACAAUGAAGUCGAUGGAACGUCACGUGAUGUUUUGAUUUUGCUUGCAAAUAUUGCUUUAGCAAGCACUUUUCGGCGCGGAGGGGAGGAGGAGAGGAAUGAGCUAGGAAGCGCGUUUGAUUGCCUCGAAAGAGCACAACAAAGUGGCGAAAACUUGAGAGGAAUCGAUGCAACGAUUCCCAAAUUUGCUCUCGCUCUGCUUAAUUACGAACAAGGGCGCCUCUGGUCUGAAUUCGCCCCCAUGGUAUAUAAUCCAAGGAGUGCCAAAGCAGAGGCAACCAAGUAUUACCAUCUCUGUAUGGACAGGUGUAGAGAACUUUCUGUUGAGAAUCGUAUAUACAUCGCCAAGGAGCGCUUUGCACUAAUCUUUCUGGCGCAUUUAUCUAUUCCAAAUCCAAGUGCUUCGAAAAAGCCGUCAGUGAAAAAGACAAAACGGUACCUUGAGGAGUUCGAUCGCACCCGCGUUGAAGAUACCCCUACGGGAGCGAAAAUAAAGUACUUCAUGACAAGGUCAAGCCUUUGCUUUCUCGAGGAGAAUUACUCCAUUGCCGAGGAACAUGCACGUCAAGCCCUCAAUCUGGCAGAGCAAUAUCGAUUUGAUUUGGAAAUUAAACCUGCCAAAGAUCAGAUCGAUCGAUGUCACCGCAGUGCCUUCUUAGUACCACAAGCUAAGCUACACGUUAAAAAUAUUUCUAGCAGGUACGCGUGCAAUUCUACCACCACGACGGAUUCGGAUCAGAGCGCAUCUCGAUCUGACUAGCCUUUAUAACACCUAGCCUUUUAUGAUCAUUGAUACGAAGUACGAUUAGGAUUAUGGCAACUUGAACAUGCAUGUAUUUACAAAUAGGGAUCAGUCAUUCUU